Drosophila mojavensis is the source of this 4750-nucleotide messenger RNA. It is a transcript of the gene Pgant9, whose product is annotated as putative polypeptide N-acetylgalactosaminyltransferase 9. Gene Ontology annotation, cellular component: Golgi apparatus. NCBI's taxonomy places the organism in Eukaryota, Metazoa, Arthropoda, Insecta, Diptera, Drosophilidae. Bases 1149 to 3161 code for a protein of 670 amino acids. The record is from RefSeq and is a predicted model, not a curated record. The transcript is spliced from 12 exons.
UUUUCGAACGUUGAAGCAGCUGGAAGUGGGACGCGCGCGAAGUCAAACGUUGCAUUUCACCAAAUUCUUCGACAACUCUCGCACACAGGUGCAGGCGUUCUGUGUCCGUGUAUCAGCGUGCGUACGUGAAUGUGUGUGUGUGAGGGCGCGUGAAAAGUCCCACUAAAAUCGGCAGCAAAGCAAACACAGUCAGCUGUUGGCCGUAUCAAAUGAGUGAAAAUUAAAUGUAAUAAGCAUAAAAAAAUUAUUACCGUGAAUAUUUUUAAAAGUUGUAUAAAUAAUUAAAUAAAUAAAAAAAUUGAGAAAAAAAGGUUAAAUUACAACAUAGUUCAGUGCAGUGCAGUGUGUGUGCGUUUCUUAUUCUUUUUUUUUACCGUAAAGCCGCAGAGGCGUUCGUUGCUGUUGCUUUAAAAGCAGCGCAGCCAACGUUUUGACAGCCAAAUCAAAGUAACAGCAGAGCCAGAGGCACAGGCAGAGGCCCAAGCAGAGGCAGCGGCUCAGCAGUAGCGAGGAGCGCUGAUAAGAAUUGCUGAAGUCAUUGAAAGUACAUUAUUUAUAAAUAAAUAAAUAAAUAAUUGAUGGAGCGUUGAGCGUUGAGGCUGAGUGCACAAGGAGACGGUUAAAUUGACUUAACCAAACGUGUGGCGUGCAGAAAGGACACUAGACGUCGCAUCUCGUCCAUUGCUUCCUCGUCAUAUCCAACAUUCAGACUGAUUCACACACACAGACAGAAAGACAGAGAGAGAGUGGAUGUGUGUGUGUGUAGAUAACUUGGAAAAUAUAGCAAAGGCAUUUCAAGUGGAAUGGCAACAAAUUGAAAUUCGUGUCGGGCAGCAGACGUGAGGCGAAGGCAACAACAACAACAAUAACUGCAUCGACAACUGCAGUGGAUAAACAACAGCAACAUAUCAGCUAGCCCAAAAAUUGUGCAGCAAAUCAGCUGGAAUUGGUUCUUGGUGCCACAUAUCCGGGCAUUGAUUAAUGUUACGCAUACGCCGCGUGCGACAGUCGCCCUUCAACUGUGCCCACGCCACAGCUUCCACAGCCCAUUAACAACAACUGGCGCACGAAUUGCAGCCACACAAUUGCCAUUGCAGCCUAUAUAUACAAAGAGAGAGAGAUAGGGGCUUCCACCAAUAACUUUCAUCAUGGCAUUCAUUUGGCGACGUCGUUCCACAACAAUUGUUAAGCUGGUAGCACUGAUGCUGGCCAUUUGGUUCUGCAUCGCAUUCCUCAUCUACACGGAUGAUACGCGUCGGCGGGCGACCCUGCAGGAGAGCAGCGGCUUCGGCGCCAGCGGCAACAAUGGCCUCAAUGCUGGCGGCGGGGCCGGAGAUCCCGUUGCACUGGCUCUGAAGAACGGGCCCAUUUCCGAGGAGGAGGUGAAUGCGGCCCUCAACGCUUUCGGUGGCAAUCGCAAUGAUUUAGAGGAUGUCGCCGAUCGCGCCGCACCACAGGAGGCGGACGUGCCGCCCACGGCAAAGCACAAGCGUGUCAAGGUGAUUCCACGGCAGCAGAACGUCGAGUCCUUGCACCGCAAUGUGGCUGUCCGUGCGGACGAGAAGACGCCCCAGAAGCUGUCGCUAUCCAAGGAAGACGAUAAAAGUUUUUUGGAUCCGCCCGCUGCUAACCUGGAAGAUAGCCCUGGCGAGCUGGGCAAACCAGUCAUUCUGCCCAAGGACAUGUCGCCGGAGAUGAAGAAGGCCGUGGACGAUGGCUGGACGAAGAACGCCUUCAAUCAAUAUGUUUCCGACUUAAUAUCCGUGCGCCGUUCGCUGCCCGAUCCGCGCGACGCCUGGUGCAAGGACAGCGCGCUCUAUCUGAGCAAUCUGCCCAAGACGGAUGUUAUCAUUUGCUUCCACAAUGAGGCGUGGUCCGUGCUGAUACGCACGGUUCACUCCGUGCUGGAUCGAUCGCCGCCAGAGCUGAUUGGUGAGAUUAUUCUGGUGGAUGACUUCAGCGACAUGCCACAUCUCAAGAAGCAGCUGGAGGACUAUUUCGCUUCCUAUCCCAAGGUGAAGAUUGUGCGCGGACCGCAACGUGAGGGCCUGAUACGUGCUCGCCUGCUGGGCGCCGAAUAUGCCAAAUCACCUGUGAUUACCUACCUGGACUCGCAUUGCGAGUGUGCGGAGGGUUGGCUGGAGCCGCUGUUGGAUCGCAUUGCCCGCAACUCGACCACAGUUGUCUGUCCCGUUAUAGAUGUUAUCGAUGAUACGACCUUAGAGUUUCACUAUCGCGACUCCAGUGGGGUCAACGUUGGCGGCUUCGAUUGGAAUUUACAAUUCAGCUGGCAUGCGGUGCCGGAACGUGAGAAAAAGCGCCAUAACAGCACAUCGGAGCCCGUCUACUCGCCGACCAUGGCCGGAGGUCUGUUCUCGAUAGACCGCAAGUUCUUCGAACGGCUGGGCACCUACGACUCGGGCUUUGAUAUCUGGGGCGGCGAGAAUCUGGAGCUGUCCUUCAAGACCUGGAUGUGCGGCGGCACUCUCGAAAUUGUGCCCUGCUCCCAUGUGGGCCACAUAUUCCGCAAGCGCUCCCCCUACAAGUGGCGCACGGGCGUGAAUGUGCUGAAAAAGAAUUCGGUUCGUCUGGCUGAAGUCUGGAUGGAUGAUUACGCCAAGUACUACUAUCAGCGCAUUGGCAUGGAUAAAGGUGACUUUGGUGACGUUAGCGAGCGCAAGAAGCUGCGUGAGGAUCUGCAAUGCAAGUCCUUCAAGUGGUAUUUGGACAACGUAUAUCCGGAGCUCUUCAUACCCGGCGAUGCGGUGGCCAAUGGCGAGAUGAGGAACUUAGGUUAUGGCGGUCGCACCUGCUUGGACUCGCCCUCGGGCAAGCGCUACCUGAAGAAGCCCGUCGGUCUGUAUCCUUGCCAUCGGCAAGGCGGCAAUCAGUACUGGAUGUUUAGCAAAACGGGCGAAAUACGUCGUGAUCAGGCCUGCCUGGACUAUGCGGGCAAGGACGUGAUACUCUUCGGCUGCCACGGCUCCAAGGGCAACCAGUUCUGGACAUAUCAUGAGAACACGAAGCUGCUGCACCACGGCUCCUCGGGCAAGUGCCUGGCCAUAAACGAGAGCAAGGACAAGCUCAUCAUGGAGGAGUGCGAUGCGUCGCAUCUGCGCCAGCAUUGGAUGCUGGAGAACUACGACAGCAGCAAGUUGUGAGGCUACUUUUAUGCAAAGGGCACCGUAUUGCUGGACAGCAGAAGCAGCACAAGCAGCACCAGCAGCAGAAGCAGCAGAAGCAGCACCAGCAGCAGCCGCAGCAGCAGUAGACGUAUUCAUAGUUUUUAAGCAGAGUUCACGGCCCGCGAGAGUUGAGCAAUAGGCAUUAGCAGAGUGUUUGCCAUGGCUUUUAACUGAAGCAACGACAUGAACACACACACACACACCCAGACACACACACACACACGAUACGAAUUAUUUAUCUGAAUAUUCAUUUUGUAUGUCUUGAUUUCAAUUGAAGCGAUAAACAUAGUGAAAUUAGUUUGUAAGCGCACAAGCAAGAAAGAGAACGACUGUUGUACAGUAGAUCUAAGUCUUCUAGGCAUAGCACAUAGCACAUUAAAUACUAAAUAUAUCUAGAUAUACAUAUAUAAUAUAGUUAUUUAGCAACUUAGGCUAAAUAGAGUUCAACUGGCAAGUCGUAGCGCAAUUUUUGCAUUUACAUGUUAAAAACUUUUUAGCACAAUUUUUUUAUUCAAGGCAAACUUUGUGUGCGUGUGUGUGUGUGUGUGCGUGUGUGCAAUUGACAAGCCAAUAACUGAGCUGUGCAGCGCAGUGCUUGCACACAAGUAUAUAUAUACAGAUAUAUAUAUAUCUAAUAUAAGAUAUAGAUAUCUUGUACUAUUUAUGAAAUUCUCCAGACAUCUAAAUGGCUUUUCUAAAGUCGAAUUCCAAAUAUGUUGUAGCCUGUAAGUCUUGCUUUAAGUCUAUUGUUGUUGUAGUUGAUUUUUUUGGAAAGCAUUUGGUGAUUUUGCCCCUCUCCUGCGCCUCUCGCCCCUCUCUUACCACAUCAUUCCCAAUUGCCUAGAAGGAGAUUCUUAUCCUGCUUAUAUUUAUUUUGUUUUUUAAGCUCAAUUUCUGUUUCGCAAAUAUGAGAGAAGACAAGGAGAAACCUAUGCCAAAUUAUGUUUAUAUUUAUAUAUUCAUUUGCAUUUUGUUAUGAACUCAACAAGGACUACAUAUCCCGUUUGUUAGACAACGCCAGCUUAUAGAGUAGCUACAUUUCGUGUGUAGAAUAUUAUAUCAUCAGCAGUUCAGACAGACUUAUCGAUAUCACUAAAGUAUAGAGCUAGGUACUUAAUCUUAAGACAAAUAUGCAAUAGUGCCUUCUACUUUAAACUGACAUACUACUACUACUAAACAGCAACUGUGGAAUCGUUUGCGCGCCCAGCCCUAGUGGGUCAUCAUUGGAGUCACAAACAGAGCCGACUGUAAAUACCUGCAUGUGCAUAUAUAAAUUUAUAUAUCUAUAUAUACGAAAACUGUACAAUUUUAUAGCGCAAAUGUAAAUAAUCGAACAUUUGAUAAUCACGCAUUAUAUAUCGAGCUACUGUCAUGCCGUGUUUGAUUUGCGAUCGUAGGAACGUUCAACGUUUACAUUUAGCGUACAAACCAAAAGCCAUAAAUGUGGUUAAGAAAUUUUUGAUAAUGAUCCAAUAAUACCCUAAGCGCGUAGUGAAUGUCUAGUACUUAAGCAAUUACACAAGUUGUACAAGGACACACAAAAUAAAGUUACAAAUAAAGAAAAA